This is a messenger RNA of Cebus imitator (Panamanian white-faced capuchin), 1628 nucleotides long. RefSeq names its product enkurin, TRPC channel interacting protein (gene ENKUR). The record is from RefSeq and is a predicted model, not a curated record. Bases 530 to 1297 code for a protein of 255 amino acids. The transcript is spliced from 5 exons. Gene Ontology annotation, molecular function: calmodulin binding. Gene Ontology annotation, cellular component: acrosomal vesicle. Lineage: Eukaryota; Metazoa; Chordata; Mammalia; Primates; Cebidae.
GUGCGUCCGCGGGGUCUCAGCCGCUCGCUCCGCCCACACCGGGAUUGGGGCCUGCGCACAAAAGUCUUACUGUGUGGCGUCUGCGCACCAGCUGCGCUUUGCACUGUAGUAGGAUUUUUCAUUUUCCCCAGAUAAACAGAGAAAAGAGCAAGGUUUUCAAGGGGACACCAUUCUUACCCCGUUAACUUUCAAAGAGACUUAAAAACAGUGGCUUCCAAAUGAGCUUCUCUACAGACGGCACUGCAGAAAGAGGGAACAGAGGAGACCUAGUUAGCAGUGCCGCUUUCCACUUCCUUGUCGCCUAGUAACGGUUUCCACGGCAACCGAGCAGUCAAUAACGCUUAGCAAUCCCAAGAUAAAUAGGGUGUUUUCUUCCCGAGAGAGUACUGCUAAGAGGGGGUCAAAGGGAGACGAUGUGAAAGAGAGAACCCGAGGUCCUUGAGAAGGCAAAGAAGUAAGAAAGGGACGGAGAUACUGGGUCAGGGAGAAAAAGUUGAGAAUAGUAGCUUUUAAGGAGUCAUUUGUGGCCAUGGAUCCAACGUGCCCUUCUGAGUGCAUUUAUAACCUCAUACCCAGUGACUUGAAGGAGCCUUCCCAGCCUCCUAGGUACAUAUCAAUUUUUAAGGCAACUGUAAAAGAUGACAUGCAAAAAACUAAAACUGCAAUGAAAACGAUGGGACCAGCAAAAGUUGAAGUACCUUCUCCAAAGGAUUUCCUAAAGAAACAUUCAAAGGAAAAAACUCUACCACCCAUAAAAAAGUUUGAUCGGAACAUGCCCAAAAAGCCUGCUGUGCCAUUGAGGACUGAUCAUCCUGUCAUGGGAAUACAGAGUGAAAAAAAUUUUAUAAAUACAAAUGCAGCCGAUGUCAUCAUGGGAGUGGCUAAAAAGCCUAAACCAAUUUAUGUUGAUAAAAGAACUGGAGACAAGCAUGAUCUUGAGGCUUCAGGACUAGUUCCAAAGUACAUCAAUAAAAAGGAUUAUGGUGUCACACCUGAAUACAUAUGUAAGCGAAACGAGGAAAUAAAGAAAGCCCAAGAAGAAUAUGAUCAUUAUAUCCAGGAAAACCUUAAGAAAGCAGCUAUGAAAAGGGUCUCUGAUGAAGAAAGAGAGGCGAUUCUGCAGGGGCUGAAAAAGAACUGGGAAGAGGUGCAUAAAGAAUUCCAGUCCCUCUCAGUCUUUAUAGAUUCCAUACCAAAGAAGAUCCGCAAGCAGAGUCUGGAAGAAGAAAUGAAGCAACUGGAACACUACAUUGGUGUAAUUGAAAAACACAAAAUUAUUUAUAUUGCCAAUAAGUAAGAAUGGAUCUUUAAAGUAUAGAGAUUUCAAUGUAGGGAAAAAACAUGGAAAAUAUAAAAAUAAAACUAUAAGUUUUUCAUAAAGGAAAAUACUACAAAGAUAAUAAACAUAGUCUUAAUCAGAAUGCUUAGGCAAUGUGCAAAGAAUAAUUGAGUUAUUCACUUACACAAGAAGAAAUUUUGUUUUUACUAGUGUUUUCCACAUACAAACUAUUCAAGUUGGAGACUAUGUGUUCCAGUUCCAUAAUGUAAUUCAUUGUUAUUAUGUACUUGUUUCACAUACACAUUAAUUUCUAGAUCCUGAAAAUAAAGUCGGCACUCAGAACUUCAAA